AUGAAUAGUAGUAGUACAUGUAAUAAUAAUAAUAGAAUUCCAUCUACAACUAUUAAAAGAGGUAGAGGAGGAGGAAUUGGAAGAGGAAGGGGAAGAGGAGGACACACAACGGAAUCGAAUAAAGAUGAGCAACCAUCGUCAUCGUCGGCUUCAUCAUCAACUACCCUUUCAAGGGGGGGUAAGAGUCCGAACCCUCAAAGUAAUACAACUCGAGGAGGAAGAGGUAGAGGAGGAGAAUCAUCAAGAUCAAGAGGAAGAGGUAGAGGAGGAGGAAUAAGAACUUCAAAAGAUAACAAUAACGGUGAUUGGAAGAAUACACCAAACUUGAGAGAUCUAUCCUCAACAACAACAACUAUUCAAGAGGAUGAAGAAGAAGUAAUAAUAGAACAACCAACAACAACAAGACAAUUACCAAUAUUAUUUACAAUGGAACAAUAUAAAGAGUUGAUGAAAAAGUAUGAGUUGGAGCAAGACGAUGAUAGCGAUGACUACUUGUCAGAUUAUGAUAGUGACGACGAUGGUGAUGAAGAGCAAAAAGAAGCAAGAGACUCUUCUAUCAACAAUAUAUUUCAAAAUUACAACAACCUAGCAUCACCAACCAAUAGCAGCAUCAGUAGCGAUAUCAAACACAAAGAAGAUCUAUUGAUGCAAAUGAUUAGUGAUAAUAGUCGAGGUCUAUCAAGUUGUUUGGUAUGUCUUGAACGUGUCAAAUCUCAAGACUCUAUAUGGCAAUGCUCUCGCUGUUUCUGUCAACUUCAUCUUCAGUGUUGUCAGUCUUGGUCACGAGAACGAUUGUUAAUAUCAUCGGCGUCAGAGGCAUGUCGAGAAAGAGGUGUACAACCAUACUGGCUAUGUCCAAAGUGUAGAUUCGAAUACCACAAAGAUGAUUAUCCAGAUUCUUAUCGAUGUUUUUGUACAAAAGAAAUUGAUCCUCCUUUUGAUUUAUGGAUUACUCCUCAUUCAUGUGGAGAAGUAUGUGGAAGACCACAAAAAUGUGGAACACAUAAAUGUGUAUUAUUAUGUCACCCGGGUCAGUGUAUGCCAUGUGCCUAUACAAUCACGGCAACUUGUUAUUGUCGGAAAAGUCAAAAGGUGGAACGGUGCAGUAGCGGAUCGCGAUUUAGUUGCAAUGAAAUAUGCAACCAGAAACUAGAGUGCGGACACUUUUGCAUGGAUAUUUGUCACGACGGUCCACACAAGUGUCUGAGUACAUCAGUGUCAAAGUGUCGAUGUGCAUCCAUUGAAAAGACGACAUUUUGUACAGACAGAGGACAAGUCAUGUGCGACCGAGUGUGCACUAGGAAACUGGCCUGCUCCAAACACACAUGUAACCAAGUAUGUUGUCAGUGCGACGGUACUAGACAAUGCCCACUUUCACAACCUCGAACGUGUGGAUGUGGACGCAAGUCAUUCUCACUUGCUUGUACCAUCCCCACGCCGUCAUGUGGCGGCACAUGCGACAAGGUGUUGCCGUGCGGUGUGCACAAGUGUCACGAGAGAUGCCACAAUGACGAUUGCUCAAAGACUUGCACGCAACUAGUCGCCAAGAGAUGUCGAUGUGGAAGAAUUCAAGAUAAAAUACAGUGUUCAAAGGAAUUUAAAUGUGAUAUCAAAUGCUCGAGGAUCAGGAAUUGCAACAAAUGCAAAUGCAAGCAACGUUGCUGUGAUGGAAACUGUCCACCAUGCGAUAAAGAGUGUCAAGAGAAAUUGUCAUGUGGUAAUCAUCGUUGUGAGAGUACAUGCCAUAGUGGGCCAUGUCUCCCGUGUCCAAGAACAGUCACCAUCUAUUGUGCAUGUAAAAAGACAUCGAUCAUUGUACAAUGUGGUACUGAAAAGAAUGUAAAACCACCUAAAUGCAAUCAUCCAUGUCCUACUCCAACCCUAUGUCACCACCACAAACAAAGAUUCCAUCGUUGUCAUUUUGGUCCAUGUCCCAAAUGUACUAGACCUUGUAUGAUUGAUUUAACAGAACAUAAAUCAUAUGGUUGUACUCAUAAAUGUUCAGCAUCUUGUCAUGAUCAAUUACCAUUAGUUAAUUUUAGAAUGAAACCUCUUUUAGAAUACACUGGACAAACCAUUCAAACAAUGCCAAAAGAAAAGAAAAUAUCGUAUCCUACAAGACUACCGAUUGAACAAGUGACUGGUUGUCCAUCAUGCAUGGUUUUUUGUCCUAGAGUUUGUAUUGGCCAACACAGUUCUAAAUUUAUGGCAUGUUCAGAGAAUCCAAUUUAUCAAUGUGAUGUGAAAUGUGGAAAUACUCUUGAUUGUGGAAAUCAUAAAUGUGAAAAUGAUUGUCAUCUUAUUCAUAUUAAAAGAGAAUUAAAAGAGAUUGAUGGGAAAUUGGAAAUUGUAUCAACUAGAAACACAGACACUGAAAUGAUGUCAGUGGAUGAAAAUCAACAAGAUCAAGAAGAGGAUAGUUGUACUAGAUGUGAAUUAUCGUGUCAAUUCCCUAGACCAAAAGGGUGUAGUCAUCCAUGUCCAAUUUCAAAAUGUCAUAUACGAGUUGGUCAAGAUGAACAAUAUUGUCCACCAUGUAGAAAGGUUGUUCGAUUCAAAUGUCAUUGUAAAAAGAGUACAUUGAAUGUUGCCUGUGUGGAAUACAAUAAUCCUACUUUGCAUAAAGAUGGUGGAGACAUCUUUUCAUGUAACCAACUCUGUAGCAAAUCAUUCAAGGGAUGUAGACAUGUUUGUGAAAAGGAGUGUCAUCCAAAUGAAUGUGGUACAUGUACAGAAGAUGUGACUGUAACAUGUCAAUGUAAACAUCUUAAGCAAUUGUGGACAUGCCAACGUUUACAACAAUACAGAGUAGAUAAAAAUAUUACCAACAUGGAUAAUGUCAAACUACUAGAUUGUACAUCAUUAUGUCCUCCCAAACCAAUAUCAAAGGGAACAGUAGUAGAAGAAGAGGAAACUAAUCAUGAACAGGAACAAUUACAAAACAACAAGAAACGAACACCAACCAUAAGUAAAGAGGAAAGAAAAGCCAAAGAAAAGGCAAGACAACAAGAAGUAAAUGAGAAAUGGAGAAAGGAAAUGGAAGUCAAGAAACUAAAACAACAAGGAUCAUGUAUAUCAACACCAACAUUGGUUAAAAUCAUUGUCCUAUUUGUCAUUUGUUUCUUUGUAUCCAUUCUAUUUUUAAGAACAAAUAAAUUAAUUUAA
Cavenderia fasciculata is the source of this 3165-nucleotide messenger RNA. RefSeq lists its product as uncharacterized. Gene Ontology annotation, biological process: regulation of DNA-templated transcription. The transcript is spliced from 4 exons. The coding region runs from base 1 to 3165 and encodes 1054 amino acids. Lineage: Eukaryota; Evosea; Eumycetozoa; Acytosteliales; Cavenderiaceae. Gene Ontology annotation, cellular component: nucleus. Gene Ontology annotation, molecular function: zinc ion binding; RNA polymerase II transcription regulatory region sequence-specific DNA binding; DNA-binding transcription factor activity, RNA polymerase II-specific. The record is from RefSeq and is a predicted model, not a curated record.